CCUGUCAAUGGGAGGUCUGGAGGCGAUUUCUCCCCUCAGCUGAGAAGAGGCGAGGGAGGGGGAGAGAGAAAGAGAGUAUAGAAGUUUGUUCUUCCGCUUUCAGGGUGGGGGAAAGGCGGAGGAGAGAGAGGGGGAGGUGGGUGAAGAGGGAAAGGUGGAGAAAGAGCAAAGCGGAGAGAGAGGGGAAAAACUUCGGCAAGAAAGAGACCGGGAAAACUCCAGGAGAGUUUUAUUUAGUCUGCUCUCCGCCUCUGGCUGCGAGAGACUUGAACCUGUGCGGAUCCGGACUUAGUGCAGAUCCACUGGAUGUGAUUCACUGCCAAAGGUCAGAAAUCUGUGAGGCUCCCCUAUGUCUGACCGCAGAUGAUAGCACAGAGAAGGAGUCGCCUUAUGACACAGACUCGAGCACGUCUGCGCAGGACAUUGAAAAUGGGAUCAACCAGAGUGCCCAGCAAGGAUUCGUACGCUCCAAGAUUAAGGUGACCAUCGGAGAGUGUGCGGCCGAGAGUUAUGCCUGUCACAUGUGCCAGAAGACAUUCCAGUUCCAGCGCAUGCUCAACCGCCACAUGAAGUGCCACAAUGUGGUGAAGCGGCACCUGUGCACCUUCUGCGGGAAAGGCUUCAACGACACGUUCGACCUCAAGAGGCACGUCCGUACGCACACAGGGAUUCGCCCGUACAAGUGCGAGCUGUGCGAGAAGGCUUUCACCCAACGCUGUUCCCUGGAGUCCCACCUGAAGAAGAUCCACGGCAUCCAUCAGGCCUACGCCUACAAGGAGCGGCGGACCAAGCUCUACGUGUGCGAGGACUGCGGCUUCACGGCCGAGAGCCAGGAAGGACACUUUGUCCACGUGAGGGACAGGCACCCGGACAGUCCCUCGCUGCGCAAGAAUGCCAAGAAGGUAGCAGCUCUGCAGUCUAGUCUCGCCUCGUCUUCCUGAUGCGAUCCCUGCUCUCCCCUCCCCUUCAAGGGUGGGGCAGGUGUGAGGUGGGCUUGGUGGGGGAUUGGGGACCAUCCUGGCCUGCCUCAUCACUGUUAUACAACCUGGCUUUGGCCAGUACACUCACAUUGACUGCAGUGUUUCAGCCAGUUGCUUCCCAUCAAUUUCUACCCUAGUGGAGAGAGGCAGAGGGUGCCAGAGGGAAUUGUCUCAGGCAGGACAGACUAAGGGAUCACAUUAUCCACUGAGACUCUAACACGCUGCAGUCCGGAACCGGUCCUGAAGCCGCGGUCAAGAUGCGUCCUGCCAAUCACUUCAGAACCGCAAGGAUUGUAUUGACAUCUCCGAAGCUAUCUCCGGAUUCUCCACGCAUCCACCCCCAGCCUUUGGCACCAUAGCAACAAGAGAAGGUCACUCAGAAUGGCACAUUUGUACUGCUGCUGCUCAAGUAGGCUAGUGAACUUCAUAGGCAUCACUGACCACAGUUGUCCUCUCUUCCCGAGGCCAACUUGCAUUAGGAAUCGUUGGCACGUGGUCACGAUGGACCUGGAGAUACUGACACUUGGUGCUAUCAGCUUUAAGCUUCUGGAGACUUGGAUAGGAUAGAGAGGGGGGGAUGGGGCUGCUGGGGGAACGGAGUCGGGUUGACGCUGCUUGGUAUCUGUGGCAUUAAGCACUUUUAUUUCGGAAGAGAACUGUGAAAAGCAACAUUUAGUUUCUUGCUCUCUUGACAAAAGGUGGAGAAAAGAAUAAUUUUGUGGGGUAGUAUGUAUAAUUUCUUAACUAACUGGACCUUUUAUUGUUCUGAUAUUUGGAAUUGAUUCGCAGAUAAAUUUAGUAUCAAACUUCCUGCUCAGGGACAUUGUGCAACGGGUCUUAUCAACAGGUACAGAAUGUAAAGGCACAUCAGUGGGGUUUCUGGGUGAGAUUCCAAUCAGGGACAGUGUGACUGAGAUACAGAUUAAAGCUGUCUUUGCACUGUAUUAUCAUGCACUCCCAGGGCACAGGUUAGACACUGAGUGAAGCUCCCUCUGCACCAUCCCAUCGCACACUCCCAGGGUCAGACACAGAGUGAAGCUCCCUCUACACUCUCCCGUCACACACUCCCAGGGUCAGACACAGAGUGAAGCUCCCUCUACACUCUCCCGUCACACACUCCCAGGGCAUGGGUUAGACACAGGGUAAAGCUCUCUGAACUGAGCUGUCACACUCUCUCAGGGCAGGGACAGUAUGGGUUAGAUACAGAGUAAAGCUCUCUCUACGUUCUCACGCUUUUCCACGGCAGGGAUAUUAUGGGUCAGAUAUGGAGUAAAGCUCCCUCUACACUGUCCUGUCACACAGUCCCAGGCAACAGGUCAACACAGGUUAGCAAAAAAAAAGCUGUGAAGAAUGAAAAAAUGGCUAAUGUACUGGGUGGAUUAGGUCUUGAUUUGGCAGGUGGGUGGGUGGGGAAUGAACCCAAACAGCCAUCUGAUCUUGCAGGGUUUGGAAAUAACGUAAUGUUCCAUCCCCAUGAGUUGGGGAUAGUCAGUGUGAUGCAAAUACCUGAGGUGCUACAGCCCUAUGAGACCUCCUCAAUCCUUAACCACCAGCCUCUUGUAACCCUGGAGACACAAGAGACUGCAGGUGCUGGAAUCUGGAGCAACACACAAAAAGCUGGAGGAACUCAGCGGGUCAGGCAGCAUCUAAGGAGGGAAAUGGACAGGUGAUGUUUCAGGUUGAGACCCUUCAUCUGGACUGCCUGAAACGUUGACUCCAUAGAUGCUGCCUGACCCACUGAGUUCUUUAAGCCUCUACCUUUAUCAUUCCACCAGUGGGGACCAUGCUUUGAGGACCUUGGGUCUGGAACUCUGAAUUCCCCUCCCCUGCCCCCCCCCCCCCCCCCCAUCACCCUGUCCUCCUUGGAACCCACCUUGCAGUAAUAAUGUGGAUCCAUGUUGUAGUUUUGACAGAGCGCUCCUGCAGGCACAGCUUAUGGUACUUUACUAUUGUUACAGCACUGUAUAAAUUCAAGGUGUACAGGAAAAAUGUUUUGG
Messenger RNA from Pristis pectinata (smalltooth sawfish), 2977 nucleotides. RefSeq names its product putative transcription factor Ovo-like 1. The record is from RefSeq and is a predicted model, not a curated record. Bases 522 to 941 code for a protein of 139 amino acids. Gene Ontology annotation, cellular component: nucleus. Lineage: Eukaryota; Metazoa; Chordata; Chondrichthyes; Rhinopristiformes; Pristidae. Gene Ontology annotation, biological process: regulation of transcription by RNA polymerase II; epidermal cell differentiation. Gene Ontology annotation, molecular function: RNA polymerase II cis-regulatory region sequence-specific DNA binding; DNA-binding transcription factor activity, RNA polymerase II-specific. The transcript has 4 exons.